Molecule: messenger RNA, 597 nt
Organism: Panicum virgatum (switchgrass)
Lineage: Eukaryota; Viridiplantae; Streptophyta; Magnoliopsida; Poales; Poaceae
Product: mucin-7-like
Exons: 1
Coding region: 1-597 (198 amino acids)
Source: RefSeq, a predicted model, not a curated record
AUGCGCUGCCCAAUCCUCCGGCCAGCCCGCUUCCCGGCCUGCCCCGCGUCACGCGGCCCGGUCCGCCCCAAGCUCCCGCUCGCGCAGCAGCCCGCGGAGCACGCGCCACGCCCCUGCCACCGGGCCCCACUCGCCCGCUCCGCCAGCGCCCGCGUCCUCCCGCUGCAGCCCGGCCCCACACGCCAGCUCCACCCACUCGCUGCCAGCCCGGGCCCGCUCGCCAGGUCUGUCCUCCUCCUUCCCCGCUCGCACAACCGCCCGCCCGCGAUCACGGCCGCGAUUCCCGCCGGCCUCUCCCUGGGCGCGCCUCCCCAAGAUGCCCGGGGCCUCCCUUUAUUUGGCCCGCAGCCCUGCGCCUCCACCAUCCCUCCCACCCGCCGUCACCAGAGCCGCCCCCAAACCCUAGCUCGCUGCGCCACGCCCUGCUCCGCCGGGCCGACAAUUUGCGCCGCCGUGAGCACGCCGCCCCGUCGCACCUCAGGCCGCCAGGACUCCCGCACCUGCUACGCCUCGGCGCCCAGGAUCUCACCGAGCUUCCGGUCCCACGAGUUCAGCCACGCCAGCGCCGGGAUUUCGCCUAGCCUCCGCCGCAGGUGA